Molecule: messenger RNA, 1026 nt
Organism: Talaromyces amestolkiae
Lineage: Eukaryota; Fungi; Ascomycota; Eurotiomycetes; Eurotiales; Trichocomaceae
Exons: 1
Coding region: 1-1026 (341 amino acids)
Biological process (GO): protein insertion into mitochondrial inner membrane from matrix; mitochondrial respiratory chain complex IV assembly
Cellular component (GO): mitochondrial inner membrane
Molecular function (GO): membrane insertase activity
Source: RefSeq, a predicted model, not a curated record
AUGCGGCCGCUCCUUAAACCUCGAUGGUCUCAACUUCGACGACCAGUGAGCCCCCGAACAAUCCUCUCACAACGCGUCCGCAACUUCCAUGCGACUCGACCGGCAGCCUUCAUCCCAGAAGCCAUUAUAGCCGCUACUAGCUGCCUUCACAGCGUUCACGCAUACACCGGCCUGCCAUGGGUAGCGUCAAUCCCCCUCGCCGCCUUCGGUGUGCGCAUGUGCAUGACCCCUCUACUAAUCUGGUUCCGUAUCCGCCGGCGUCGCGAGGAGGACAUAAAGCCUAUUAUACAAUGCUGUGUAAAACAUCACCAAGAUGCUAUGAGAGCGGAAGAAGUCGAGGCAAGAAUACAAAUGAAAUCCGAUGAAGCGUCUAAAAGAUUAUACAAGCAAAUGAAUGAAAAGACUGCUGCCAUUCGCAAGGAAUGGGGCGUUUCUCGCUGGUAUUCCCUCAUAACCUGGGUGCAGAUGCCCAUUUGGUUGUUUUUUAUGGAAGGUAUCAGGAAUAUAUGUGGUAUCAAUAUGGGCCUUCUACGGUAUCUGGUUCCCAUGUCGAGCAAGGAUGGUGUCCCUAGCUUCGAGUUACCGGGCGUGGAACCCUCGUUGGCCACCGAGGGUGCAUUAUGGUUCCCGGAUUUGUUGGCUGGAGAUCCCACGGGGGCUUUGCCCGCUAUGCUCGGUCUAACCAUUUUGACAAACGUGAGCUUAGGCUUCCCAACCUCGACUGCAGCAGAAGCAUCGGAUAAAAGAGAUUUGCAAAUGUAUUUUUCUACGGCGCUUAUCGGGAUGAAGAAAUUUCUGAUGAUCUUGGCGCCUUACAUUGCCUUCUCUGCCUGGAUGUCAGGUAUGCCUGCCGGCAUGAUGCUGUACUGGAUCGUCAGUACGAAUACGGCAAUGCUACAGAACAAGUUCUAUGAUCGUUUCUUGUUUGUGAACAAGCCGCUUGAGGCUUUGCCUAGGAUGCAUGUCCGUGCGUUGAAGCCUGGAGAGACGCCACCGCCAACCAAGGCUCUACUUGCAAGAAAAUGA